Molecule: messenger RNA, 4718 nt
Organism: Heteronotia binoei (common prickly gecko)
Lineage: Eukaryota; Metazoa; Chordata; Lepidosauria; Squamata; Gekkonidae
Product: oocyte zinc finger protein XlCOF6-like
Exons: 6
Coding region: 164-2773 (869 amino acids)
Biological process (GO): regulation of transcription by RNA polymerase II
Cellular component (GO): nucleus
Molecular function (GO): DNA-binding transcription factor activity, RNA polymerase II-specific; RNA polymerase II transcription regulatory region sequence-specific DNA binding
Source: RefSeq, a predicted model, not a curated record
GGAAUUGGAGACAACCAAAAAGAAAGAGGAAGGUGACAGAAGAGGAGAACCUAGAAGGACUGGAAUAAGCAAGGGAUCAAGGAAAGAUCCCCAUCCCAUCCCAGCAGGGAGUGGCGUUGAAUUCUGGGAAAGAGUUGUGCCAGAGAUCCUGACUCAAGACACUAUGACUGCAGAUGUACACAGCCAAUGUUUCCGGCAGUUCCGUUACCAUGAGGCUGCUGGGCCCCGAGAGGUUUGCAGCCAGCUCCAUGGACUUUGCAACCGCUGGCUAAAGCCAGAGAAGUGCACCAAGAAGCAUAUCCUGGACCUGGUGAUCCUGGAGCAGUUCCUGGCCAUCCUGCCACAGGAAAUGCAGUGCUGGGUCAGAGAAUGUGGGCCAGAGACCAGUUCUCAGGCGGUGGCCCUGGCUGAAGGUUUCCUCCUGAGUCAGGCAGAGGAGAAGAGGCAGGUAGACCAGGUGUGGGGACUGUCCAUAAAGAUGGAAGCAAAGUUCUCUGAGGCAGGAGUUCCGUCAGAGGAAGGUCAGAGGAUGCAGAUCCAAGAGUGUGCCCAAGAUGCCCUGUCAAGAGGCAGUGAAGAAAUGGUGUUGAGCCAUCGAUUUUGCAAAAGUGUGGAAGCGGCUUCUGCACCUCCACUCCAGUGUCCCUUUUCCUUUGAGGAGGUGGCUGUGUAUUUCACCGAGGCAGAGUGGGCCCUGCUGGAUCCAGGCCAAAGAGCUCUGCACAGCGAAGUCAUGCUGGAGAACUAUGGGACCGUGACCUCUCUUGAACCAUGGAAUGUAAGAGAGACUAUGGUGGAGACAGACAAAGGUCUCUCAUCUGAAGGAAGGCCAGAGAGUUUCUCAAGGGGAUCUCCAGAGAGUAUUUUCUACCAAGAUGAGUUGGCUGCAACAGAGAAUGAUGAGAGGAAUGAGGAGGAGGAAGAAUUGCAUCCUCUAUCACCAGAUGUGGUGAAGAAUGAAAACCUGAGAGGAAACUUCAGGACUCAAGGCAGACCCAAGAGGCAGGAAGGAAGCCACACAGUCCAGAAGAGGGAUGAAUCCAUCCCACACCAAGGGGAGGAUAUCUGUGAAAUAAUGUACAUGGUGGAGGAAACAUAUGAGUGUUUGGAGUGCGGAAUGAACUUCUCAGAUCAAACCCAAUAUAAUAUCCAUUUACGAAUCCACCGUGGAAGGAAGGCCCAUGAAUGUCUGGAGUGUAGAAAGAGGUUCCUUUGUAGAGCAGAACUAAUUAGACAUCGAAGAACACAUACAGGUGAGAAAUCUUAUAAGAGUUCACACUGUGGGAAGAGCUUAUCAGAGAAAUCAGACUUUGUUCCUUCUGGAGAGAAAACAUUAAUCUCCUCAGAGGAUGGAAUGACAUUCUCUAUUGGAAGAAAAGAUAAUACAUAUUUUUCAAAGCACAACCUAAUGAAGGCACAUAACUGCUUUCAGUGUGGAAAGUGCUUCAAAUACAGAUCACAGCUCUUUGUGCACCAAAGAAUCCACAGAGGGGACAAAUCGUCUGAAUACUCAGAGAAUGGAAAGAGGUUGAGUUGGAGUGGCACUUUUCAACAGCAUCAAGAAAUCUACACAGUGGAGAAACCUUUUGAAUGCACAGACUGUGGAAAGAGAUUCAGUAAGAGUGGCAAUCUUCAGCGUCAUCAAAGAACCCAUAAAGGGGAGAAACCUUUUGAAUGCACAGAGUGCGGAAAGAAAUACAGUAGAAGUGGCCAUCUUCAGCGGCACCAAAUAAUCCACACAGGAGAAAAACCAUUUGAAUGCUCAGAGUGUGGAAAGAGGUUUAGUCAAAGUGGCAGUCUUCAGCAACAUCUAAGAACCCAUACGGGGGAGAAACCUUUUGAAUGCUCAGAGUGUGGAAGGAAAUUCAGUCACAGUGGCAGUCUUCAGCAGCAUCAAAGAACUCACACAGGGGAGAAACCUUUUGAAUGCUCAGAGUGUGGAAAGAGAUUUACUGUGAAGAGCAAUCUUCAGGUUCAUCUAAGAACUCACAAACUGGAGAAACCUUUUGAAUGCUCAGUGUGUGGAAAAAAAUUCAGUCAGAGUGGCAGUCUUCAGGAGCAUCAAAGAACCCACACAGGGGAGAAACCUUUUGAAUGUUCAGACUGUGGGAAGAAAUUCAGUGCGAGGGGGAAUCUUCAACUGCACCAAAGAACCCAUACAGGGGAGAAACCUUUUGAAUGUUCACAGUGUAGAAAGAGCUUUACCUGGAAGGACCAACUUCAGCAGCAUGAAAUAACCCACACAGGGCAGAAACCUUUUGAAUGCUCAGUGUGUGGAAAGAGAUUCAGCCGGAAUAGCUCUCUUCAGAUGCAUCAAAGAACCCACACAGGGGUGAAACCUUUUGAAUGCCCAUUAUGUGGAAACAGGUUCAGUCGGAGUGGGCAUCUUCAUCAGCAUCUAAGAACUCACACAGGGGAGAAACCUUUUGAAUGCUUAGUGUGUGGGAAAAGAUUCAGUCGGCGAGGCCAUCUUCAGCAACAUCAAAGAACCCACACAGGAGAGAAACCUUUUGAAUGCUCUGAGUGUGGAAAGAAAUUCAGCCAGAGUAGCAGUCUUCAGCAGCAUCAAAGAACCCACACAGGGGAGAAACCUUUUGAAUGUUCAGAGUGUGGAAAGAGAUUUAGUCAGAGUGGCAUAUAUCAAUUGCACCAAAGAACUCACACAGGGGAGAAACCUUUUGAGUGCUCAGAGUGUGGAAGGAGAUUUGGGUGGAGUAAGUCUUUUCAAAAACAUCUAAAAACCCACACAAGGGGAAAUGAUGUAACUACUUAACCUAUAAAAAGAGCUUUCCUGCUAUUUCACACCUAAAAAACAAUGACAGAGUAUAUAAAGUGUAGAAAUGAUAUAAACGGUUGUAAAGAGCUUGAAUCUACACAGAAAUUUAAUCCUAACCAGAAAGACAUAUUAUAAAUGCCUGGAAUGUGAAAAGAGCUUUAGUCAUAUUUGAAACCUCAAAUAGACCCCACAGGGAAGAAAGCAAGAAUAAGGAUGGGCUCACUGGGUUGAAGGAUCAGCGGAGAGCCAGUUUGGUGUAGUGGUUAAGUGUGCGGACUCUUAUCUGGGAGAACCAGGUUUGAUUCCCCACUCUUCCACUUGCAGCUGCUGGAAUGGCUUGGGUUAGCCAUAGCUGUCAUAGGAGUGGACCUUGAAAGGGCAGCUGCUGUGAGAGCCUUUUAACCCCACCCACCUCACAGGGUGUCUGUUGUGAGGGGAGAAGAUAUAGGAGAUUGUAAGCCGCUCUGAGUCUCUGAUUUAGAGAGAAGGGCGGGGUAUAAAUCUGCAGUCUUCUUCUUCUUUAGCAUCAGGGAAGUCUGCCCACGGAGGAACCUCAUCAAUGCUCAGUGUGUGGCAAAAGCCUGAGGCUCAGAUCCAACCUUAACGUUCCUCAGAGAAUCUUUAUGAGGGGGAACUUGUACAGGAAUAGCUGGUUCUGAUGAAGGUCUUUCUUCAAAUUCUCAGGUGUUGGAGGUUCAGAAAGGCUCAAAGUAGUUACUCGAAAGUGGGCCUUUUUGGUGGUUGCCCUCCUCUGUGAAACUUGCUACUUCAGGUUAUCUGCCAUGCUAACUCUUUCUGACCUGCAAUUUAGAGUAUUGACUAUUACAUGCAAGGAAUGGAAGUAUUGGCUUUUAUGUACAAAGCCCUUCAUGGCCUUGGACUCUCAUAUUCAGGGCCAGCUCGUCCACUAGGCAAACUAGGUAUUUGUCUAGGGCACCGCGAGGGGGGGGGCCGAAUUGGACUCUCCCCUCUCAGUGCUGUCUCUUAAGAGAGUGCUGGAUGAGGCUUCACUCCUGCCUCACUUCUGCAGGAAAUGAGAGCACUGAGAGGCCCGGGCUGAGUCUAAGUGGGUAGGGCCAAUUCUAGCCACGCUCCUCUGAGUGCGGCGAGUGCGGCGCCACAGAAGAAGAGGGGAGGGAGGGGGGCAGCGGCAGUGUUUUACCCGCCAAUCAGCUGAUUAGCGGGAGGGGCCUUUAAAGAGGCCAGGAGGUGCGGCAUUCCAUUGCCCCUUCCCGGGCGGUGCAGAAGGGGAGGGGGGAGGCAUUGCGGAGGGGGGCAGCAGGGCGUGGCGGCUGGCGAGUCUGCCUGGGGCACCCUGUGCCCUUGGGCUGGCCCUGCUCAUAUUUUCAAGACCACCAGUAUGCAUCAGCACAAUCCUGUCCUCUCCCUGCCUUUUACCCAGUAUGAAAUUCUGUGGUUGCCUAGAAACAGCCACUGAGGGAAUCCAUUUCUUGAUGCUACAGAUGCUCCUUUUAUUAUAUGUUGUUUUUUAAAAACCCUGUUUAUCAUAUAUUACAGAUUUUUCAGCAACUGGGGAAUUUUUCAGUUUGUAGAAAGGUCUUCCCCUUCACAGCUCCAGUCACUGCAUUUAGGUAUGCUCACAUUUGGCAAACUUCACUAUUAGAAUAUUGUUGGGAUAUGGUAAGAUCUCAAUGUCAGGCAUUAUAGGGUUAACAGAUUUGUUUUGAUUCCAGCAGAGACCUGACCAGGAAGUACAACCUGGUUCAGAGCCUAUCUUGUGUUUUAAUUGGAUGGUUUUAACUUACCAGUGUUUGGUUUGACUAAUCAGUUCAGUUUUUUCCUGCCAAGAUUGUAGAAAAGAGGUUAAUUGCCUAUUAGCCUCAACCCUCCCUCUAUUGUAAUUGUUACCUGUUGUGGCAGCCACUGCCCCUUGUUUUAUGUAAGUCUACUUGUAGAAUAAAUAUGUAGUUUUAGCUCUUCA